Messenger RNA from Heterotrigona itama, 704 nucleotides. NCBI's taxonomy places the organism in Eukaryota, Metazoa, Arthropoda, Insecta, Hymenoptera, Apidae. The record is from the annotation of a GenBank genome assembly.
AUGGGAAGCACACGCAAGAACCCUUUUACCAAAUUAUUCGGCAAAAGAUUCUAUCAGUCGGUGUGUUCGAUCGCGUAAUAGAUUUUAUUAGCGGGCGUGUUAAUGAAACGACAUUAACAUCGAUAUAUUUAACAGGCGAGCGCGAAGAAAUAACAUCGAUUGAUUGACAUCGAUUUCAAAAGCAAGUCAAUCGAUAUUCGUCGAUUCUCUCGUGAUCUCCGAGCAACUCGCUCAUCGGCGCGCGACGCGAGAUAAUAUUAAUUGAUUGAUACGCGCUUUGAAAGGAGGCCACACUUGUUGCGAUUCUCGAGGCACCGCUCUCACACCGUGUGAUUUUCAAUCGCGACGCGAUUCCGAUUUCCUCGAAUUCAAUUCAGUCGCGUCAGACGUCAGCCUCUUUGCGCACGCUUCCAUCGCUGAAUAUCAUACGCAAACCACGAACAAACAGAGUCCGCGCGUAACGAAAAGUAAGUAAUUAACGUCGGUAAUUUUGGACGGUUCGAGAAGGAGCUAUGAUUCUCCCACAUUCGGAUCGGCAGGCAGCUCGCUAAAAAUAAUUCUAAAAUUAAUCGAGACGAUUGUAGACCGUAUUGUCUAUCGACGGGGCAGUGAAUGCUGGCGGAAGUCAUAAAAGGAACGAAGGACUGGCAUUGUCUUCUCUGGGCAAGACAGGGCAAGAAGGUCCAACGUGCUGUUGGCAACUU